AUGAGUGCAAUAGUCCCUUCACAAGUAAAAAAUAAAAUCAAGCGAGAAGAAAUUCAUGCUCGAAGAAAGCAAGAAAAAAACCGUCUUAAAAUGGAAAUGAGGCUAAAACGACAGAAAGAAGAAGCUCAAAGUCCUGAAAAAAAAGCGGCAUGUAUUUUAAACAGACCGCAUUUUUCUCAAUUUGAUGAAACGAUUGUUGAUCCAAAUAAUUCAGAAGUAUGUGAAGACAUAGAAUCGGAUGAAUUUUCGGCUUAUUUUCGUGAAGGUGUAGCUCCAAAAAUCCUCAUAACUACUAGUAAAAGGCCAUCGAAGGUUGCAUACGAGUUUACAUCUGAAUUAGUGGAUGUGUUUCCAAACAGUCAAUUUAUGAAAAGAAAUAGUAAAUAUUCAAUUAAGCGAAUCAUCGAAGCUUGUUUGGAUCGAGACUUCACUGAUGUAAUGAUAAUAAACGAAGACAGAAAAAUUCCUAAUGCUGUCACUUUAGUUCAUUUGCCUGAAGGUCCUACUGCAUAUUUUAAAUUAACAAGCAUUAAAUUAAGCCGCGAAGUUGAUGGCCAUGGAAGGUCAUCAUGUCAUAAACCUGAAUUAAUUCUUAAUAAUUUUAAUACACGGCUUGGUCAUACUGUUGGUCGGUGGUUUCAAGCACUUUUUCCUCAUGUCCCAGAGUUUCAAGGACGUCAGAAUAAAGAGAAAGCUGAAUUACAAGAAAUUGGUCCCAGAUUUACACUCAAACUCAAGUGGUUACAAAAAGGUGUAUUUGAUAAAUAUGAAGAAUAUGAGUGGAUAUUCAAGAAACAAGCAGAAGGUGCUUCUUUUUAUGAUUGA
This is a messenger RNA of Dentiscutata erythropus, 825 nucleotides long. NCBI's taxonomy places the organism in Eukaryota, Fungi, Glomeromycota, Glomeromycetes, Diversisporales, Gigasporaceae. The record is from the annotation of a GenBank genome assembly.